AAGAUCCUUAAUGGAAUAGCCCUAAGGUAUUUAACAAGGCCGAAUAACAUGAUGAUAUCUCAGUUGAGGUGAGGCCAACCGUAUUCUUCUUGUUGCUACAGCAGAGUUCAGCACAGUCCAUCAAGUCAAACAUGAAGAAGUGGAUGGCCAUCUUCCUGGUGAGUGCAUUACUCAUGCUCGCCGCAGAAGCGAUGUCGAUCGGAGGGCCGGAUGGCCCUGUGUCCUUGUCUGCAGAUGCCGAUGAAAAGGACAUCUUCAGCGCCCCACCGUUCUACCUGGACAGCGGGGAAGACACGGACAAAGUCAUGUCGAAGAGGGCAAGCCGGGCCCAAUUCUGGAAGCUGCUGAACCUCUACCGAUUUCAUCCUGGCGCCUCCUUCAGCUAUUGCUACUGGCCGGUCUCCAUGCGUCCUGCCAGCUGCUUCAAGGACGGGAUCCGUCCGGGGACGCCAGUCAAAAUGUAGUCAUCUCAAAUAUCGACAACCCAGACGUCAUGGGUGUUUUCUGUAUGAUGACUAGAUCAGUAAAUAACGUCCAAGGCACCGCAUGCUGCCUUGCAGUGAAUAUUUUGUCACUUAUUACCCUGUGUUGACGUCAGAGUUCACGUUAAUUUUGCUACGAUUAUCUGAUGCAUAAGAAGAGGAGCACAGACAUAGAAAAAUAUGAAUCUAAGUUGUUAUUCUCAACGAGAAAUGAAAAAUAAACAUGGGAAGUCGUGUACUUGAAA
This is a messenger RNA of Branchiostoma floridae (Florida lancelet), 727 nucleotides long. RefSeq lists its product as uncharacterized. The record is from RefSeq and is a predicted model, not a curated record. The transcript has 3 exons. Lineage: Eukaryota; Metazoa; Chordata; Leptocardii; Amphioxiformes; Branchiostomatidae. The coding region runs from base 132 to 464 and encodes 110 amino acids.